AUGAAAACAUUUUCACCACGUGCAUCGAAAUUAACAAUUAUUCCAGUAGAUCGUAAAAGUCUAUUGAAUGCUAUUAUUCAUUUUGAAAAAUCCAAUGAUCAAAUUUCAAAUCAACAUAUUCUUUCACUUAAAGAUAUAUGUACUCGUCGUCUUCUUUUAUUUCUUGGUGAUGAUUGUGAAAUAUAUAAGAACUUUUUAUCAUCUCAACUUGUUCGAUAUAUUACAUAUGAUUAUUUGACAGAAACAAAUAAUAAUCAAUAUCAAUUAAUAAAUAAUAAUGAAUUUUUUUCCAAUACAAAACGAUUAGUUUGUCGUGAUUGUUCAUUGAAUGAUUUAGGUGCAUCAAAAUGUCGUCGUCGAAAAUGUUUAGCAAAUCGUGUACGACAAGUUCUUAAUCAAUUAUCAUGUCAAAUAAUUCCAUGGGAAAAACAAGGACAAUUUGCUAUUCUUGAAAAUAAUAAUAAUGAUGAUGAUGAUGAUGAUGAUGAUGAUGAUGAUAAUUCAAUUGUGUUUAUUUAUCUUAAGUCAAAUUAUUCUCGAUAUGAAUCUUCGAAGCAACAACAACAACAACAACAUGGAAAAAAGGAUGAUCGAAGUUGGAUACAAAAACAAUUCUAUUUACUUGAUUUACUUCGUAUACUUCAUCUCAACAUAGCUCGAGGAUGA
Messenger RNA from Rotaria sordida, 666 nucleotides. NCBI's taxonomy places the organism in Eukaryota, Metazoa, Rotifera, Eurotatoria, Philodinida, Philodinidae. The record is from the annotation of a GenBank genome assembly.